Messenger RNA from Chlamydomonas reinhardtii, 766 nucleotides. RefSeq lists its product as uncharacterized. NCBI's taxonomy places the organism in Eukaryota, Viridiplantae, Chlorophyta, Chlorophyceae, Chlamydomonadales, Chlamydomonadaceae. The transcript has a single exon. Bases 41 to 364 code for a protein of 107 amino acids. The record is from RefSeq and is a predicted model, not a curated record.
UGAUAAACAGUUGUAAACCGUUGUCACACACACACGGGGGAUGACGCGCGCCGCAGCGGCCCUGGAAAUUCAGACGGCGGCAGCAGCAGCUCCCGAGGCUGCGGUGGCAGGUGCAGUGGAGGCGGAACCCGACCUUGACGAGAUCCCGCCCACACAGCUGACGCCGCCGCAGCCAGGCGUCAACCCCGUCGAGCUUGCGUGCGCUCGCGCAAUCGCGGACUUCUGGUCGCGGCUGAUGCAGUUCGCGCAGCUCGGCGUACCCCAAAAGGGCUGGAAUGGUGUUGACGCCACUCACCCCAUCCUGGCGGUGGUGAACGGUGAAAUGCUGUGCGCAUUGCCGCAAGCUAUGGAGCUGGAGGCUUGAAAGGGAUCAGCCCUUAGGAGAAGCGCGCGAGCACUAACAUGAGCCACUGAAGCAGUGGCAUACGAGAGGGUCAGCGGGGGAGCUUAGUGGGCAGGCGUUGGUUUUUUGUUUUACGCCCGUGGGAGCAGGGCCAGGUUUGCGGUUUUUUAUGCCUGAGAGUGCUGCAACACCCCGGGCCUUACGGCCUGGACCGGCCUAGUGGCCAGACGCGUUUGUGGCUGCCCUUAGGCAUAGUCUGCCCUGGCGUCGAGAGCUGGUUAGGUUGUGGUUGAGGUCGUGCAGGCUGCGGGGUCGUAGGACUCAGCCCCACAGCCACUGUGGUCGUGCUUUCGUGUGCUGUCGCGUGCUGCGUGUUUUGUUAUGUUUGCUGUUCUUUGUUUUCUGCCCGCCUGGUCUUAAGAG